CGUUCGUCGAGAUGGAUAUCCUUUCCUUUGUUGCCGGGCUCUUAUGUGAUGAGACAAAGUGACAGCGGGGUUUCGCUUUCGAAGUCGCCAUUUUUUUCUGUGCUUCAGCUCAAAGAAAUUCCCUUGAGCCUCGUCCUCCGGGCUCCGUCGGGACAGAUCCGCCGUAUUCUUUCCUUUUAUCUCCCCAUCUGGCGAGUGAAAACAAUAGCAGCAAGAUGCGGAUUGCAUGAGGAGCAGAAGCCGGCUGUUCGGCCUAGGCAAUAUACUAUCAUUGGUUUAAAAUUAAAGCUUCCGGAAAUUGAGGUAGAGGGCACACAACAUUUUCUAACUGCUUUCACUUUAUGUUAUUCAAUGGGUAGCUGGAAGACUGGGUAUGACAAAGUGACGAAGCGGAAUAAGAGUUCAGAAUUUUUUCUCUAGGAAAUUAAAUUUGAAAUUCCCCAGGGAGGGAGGAUUGGUGGAUGAAUUGUUUCCUGAGGAGCAAAUGGCACCAAUUUAUUUCAUCAUUGUUGCUUUUCCUUGCAUGGCUGGAGCCAUUGCUUUGGCAAUAUUUCAUAUAUACAGACAUCUUCUGAAUUAUACCGAGCCUACUUAUCAGCGAUACAUAGUUCGCAUAAUAUUCAUGGUUCCGGUUUAUGCUCUAAUGUCUUUCCUGUCCCUUGUCUUAAGCGAGAGAUCAAUCUAUUUUAAUUCUAUCCGGGAAGUGUAUGAAGCUUGGGUCAUUUAUAAUUUUCUGUCUCUGUGCCUGGCAUGGGUGGGUGGCCCAGGCGCUGUUGUGCUAAGUUUAAGUGGUCGAGUCCUGAAGCCAUCAUGGUAUCUCAUGACAUGUUGCUUCCCUGCUGUACCAUUGGAUGGACGUUUCAUACGGAGGUGCAAGCAAGGUUGUUUACAGUUUGUGAUUCUGAAGCCCAUCUUAGUCGCAGUUACAUUUAUAUUCUAUGCCAAAGGAAAAUAUGAAGAUGGAAAUUUCAGCGCGAAACAAGCUUAUCUAUAUGUCACCAUUAUUUAUACAAUCUCAUACACAACCGCGCUUUAUGCCUUGGCACUAUUCUAUGUGGCAUGCAGAGAUCUGCUUCGGCCUUUCCAUCCAGUUCCAAAGUUUAUCAUGAUUAAGUCUGUUGUUUUUCUAACUUAUUGGCAGGGUGUCCUUGUUUUUCUUGCAGCAAAGUCCAGCUUCAUAAAGAAUGCUGAAGAAGCUGCUGAGCUUCAAAAUUUUAUAAUUUGUGUGGAGAUGCUUAUUGCAGCUGUUGGUCAUCUUUAUGCAUUUCCGCACAAAGAGUAUGCUGGUGCAAACAUUGGGGCCUCAAGUGGUUUGACAGGAAGCCUCGCACAUGCUCUAAAGUUCAAUGACUUCUACCAUGAUGCGGUACAUCAGUUUGCCCCUACUUAUCAUGACUAUGUACUUUACAACCAUACCGAAGGUGAUGAGGGAACAAGGAAAUACAGAUCCCGCACUUUUGUGCCAACAGGUCAGGAGAUGGAUACUGUGAGAAGAAAUAAACACAUGCUCAUGAACAGAAUUGAUGAUAUACAGCUAUCUAGUCUUUCGUCUUCUGGCACCAGCACUCCAAAGAAUUCUGGAGCAGCACUGGAUUCCUCAGACCCAGAAGCUAUGAAAUCUUCCUUACUUAUGCAUGGCUCUAAUGCUUUUGCUCAGACAUACGACCUCUCACUUAUAGACAUGGAUUUGUCCAGCUACUCUUCAAAGGUUCCUGCAGCCAAUGAUUUUGGUGCCAGGUGAUGACAAAAACUGCCAGCAGAAAUUUUCUAUUUUGUGUUGCCGCGGCUUGUAAAACUAGGCUCAACCAUGUAUUCUUAUAACCUUUCAGUUUAGGUAUGUUGAGUGCCUCGUAGUUUAGUUUACCCCUUCAUUGUUUCCAUUUUUACUCGGGGAUUUGUGGAUAUGGAUGUUAGGCUUGUACAUGUAGUCAUUUACCUUGGUUGCUAUUCAGUUAUCAUUACAGGUUUGUUUUAUCAUUAGUUCUGUCCA
Messenger RNA from Telopea speciosissima, 1990 nucleotides. RefSeq names its product transmembrane protein 184A-like. The record is from RefSeq and is a predicted model, not a curated record. The transcript has 8 exons. Lineage: Eukaryota; Viridiplantae; Streptophyta; Magnoliopsida; Proteales; Proteaceae. Gene Ontology annotation, biological process: transport. Bases 485 to 1741 code for a protein of 418 amino acids. Gene Ontology annotation, molecular function: transporter activity.